UUCAAGUACUUCAUUGCACUCGGCGCGGUCUGUGUCAGUAUGGUGCCACAGUACUAUAGCAACCGUGAAGUGGAUUCACCAACAAGAAAGGGGCCUGGACAGAGUUUGUGAAUGGAAAUCAUAUUUACAUCUCUUACAGUCUGAAGGUUGGCUCCUCUCUGAGCAGAUCAGUCUGACAAACAUGGAUGGUGAUGGUGGAAGCAAUGAUGUGCAGGCAGAGCUGGACUCAGUGGAGGCAGAGCUGGAGUUAGUGGAGCUGCAGAUCACAGAGCUCCUACAGAAGCAGGCCGAGCUGACUACUCGUAAAAAUGCACUCCUGCAGCAGCUGGAGGAGGCCUGUGAUGCUGCCCAGCCGUCAUCCUCUUCAUCCUCAUCUUCCUCAAAGUCAUCUGGAGCUGAUUCAGUAAUGAGCAAGAAGGAGAUGCAGCUCUAUGAUGGCACAGAUUUUCCAUGGUCCAAAGAAGUGGAGCGUCACCUGAAGGACACAUUCCAUCUCUCCACGUUCAGACCACUGCAGCUGAGGGCCAUCAACCUGACCAUGUCAGGAAAAGAUCUGUACUUGGUGAUGCCUACAGGAAGAGGAAAAAGCCUCUGCUACCAGCUGCCUGCAGUCUGCUCCAAUGGUUUUACACUGGUUGUCAGUCCCCUGGUGUCCCUGAUUGAGGACCAGAUCAUGUGCUUGACGUCCAUCAAUGUGUCAGCAGUCAUGCUGAAUGCAUCCAGUAGCAAGGAGCACGCCAAGACCGUCAUGAAUGGAUUGACUGAUCCAAAGGCCCCCUUUAAGCUGGUGUACGUGACUCCAGAGAAGAUCGCCAAGAGCAAGCUGCUCAUGUCUCGUCUGGAGAAAGCCUACAACGCAAACCGUCUGAGUCGCAUCGCUGUGGACGAGGUGCAUUGCUGCAGCCAGUGGGGACAUGACUUCAGACCAGAUUAUAAACUGCUUGGCAUCCUGAAGAGGCAGUUCCCCAAAGUCCCGCUGCUUGGCCUCACAGCCACCGCCACCAGCAGCGUCCUCAAGGACUGUGAGAAGAUCCUGUGUGUGCAAAAGCCAAUCACACUCUCUGCGUCCUUCAACCGAACUAACCUCUACUACGAGGUUCGUGUUAAAGAUUCUAACUAUGAUGUAUCAGUAAGUGACAUUGCCUCUCUGAUCAAGAACAGAUACAAGGACCAGUCAGGGAUCGUGUAUGUGUUCUCUCAGAAGGAUGCAGAGUCAGUGUCAUCUGAACUCCAGAAGAGAGACAUCCUUGCCUAUCCCUACCACGCUAACAUGGAUCCUAAUGAUAAGUCUCGUGUUCACCGCAAAUGGACCAACAACAAAAUCCAGGUGGUGGUUGCCACAGUGGCAUUUGGCAUGGGCAUCGACAAGCCUGACGUCCGGUUUGUCAUCCACCACACCAUCAGCAAGUCCAUCGAGAACUACUACCAAGAGAGUGGACGCGCAGGACGAGACGACCGCCAAGCAGACUGUGUCGUCUACUUUGGUUUCUCUGAUAUCUUCCGGAUCAGCACCAUGGUGGUGAUGGAGAACGUCGGUCAGCAGAAGCUGCUGCAGAUGGUUGACUACUGCCAAAACAUUGACAGGUGUCGACGCUCUCUCAUGGCUGUUCAUUUUGAUGAGGUGUGGGACGAUGAAGGAUGCAACCAGAUGUGUGAUACUUGCCGCCAUGCAAAAGACUCCACCACCGUGGACAUUACCGAGCAUGCCAAGCAGGUGGUGCAGAUCCUGGAGUUAGCAGGGUCAAUGGAUGAGAAGCUGACUCCUCUGAAGCUGGUUGAGGCCUGGAUGGGGAAAGGCCCAGCCAAGCGCAGGAAGAUGAUCCAGACCACUACACUGUCUCGACUGCAGGCAGAAGCUGUGAUAAUUCAGCUGCUGCUGAAGGGGUACCUCAGAGAGGAUUUCAGCUUCACUCCAUACACCACCUACUUUUACAUGAAGCUUGGCCGCAAAGCUCCUCUGCUGAAGAACCAGACUCACACACUCAGUAUGAAGAUGAGGACAACAGGGGCUGGAUCUGCUGUGCACACAUCAGCCGGUGAGGAGGGGAUUGAUGUGACCUUUGACCCCACUGGCAUGGACAACAGCUGUCCCCCACAUCCCAAACAGAAACUGAUUAAAGAACAGAGGAACCUGUCCAGGAAACAAGACCUGAAGCCAGUCAGCCAGACAGACAAACAGACAGAGCAAGCAGAAAAACUGCAGACAGACAGACAUGGAGAGGAAGAGCAGGAUAAAAGGAGGGCCUGCAUGCCUCAACAUGAAAUUGAGGUUGAUGUUGAAAUAAACAUUAUAGAAAACAGUGAUGGUCAGAAAACACCAUCGCAUCCAGCUAAACUUUGUUCUAAACGUAAAUCCACCACUCCUCAGAGAGUGAGGAGGAAACCCCGUGCUGGUGCAGCGGAAGCAGCAGUUUCCUCCCCAUCCCCAGGUGGUGACACAGCCACCAACACUGUGCCUGGCUCUCCAUCACACUCCUCCAUCAUCUCUGAGACUGCAGCCGAGGAGCUCUGUGACCUGAGGAACUACUACAGCAAACAGCUGAGGAGAAUAAACUACAUUUCCCAUGAAUACCUGGGGCAGCCCUCAGAAUCAGGAGUACUGGCAUGUAUCAGGGAGCCUCUUAGGAGCCUCCGCCUGCCCCGCAGGGUUACCAUCGCCCAGACGGCUCGCAGCCUGUGGACACGAGUCAGUGGCAGGAGGAAGCUGGUCCAUCGGUGACACCAUAGUUUGGAGUGCAGUCAGCUGCAGUUAGAAUUAAUGUUCAUUAUCAAGAAAUAUUUGGUGCUGCUGUUGUACUGUAAUCACAAAGGUUUUAUCUGCUGCCCCAGUUAAAGAAGCCACUAUUAAUGGGAUUUAAAAUGCCAGACUUUGGAGUUACCCGGUGGUUGUAUGUUAUAAGAUAUUGAACCCCAUCAUGGUACAUAUCGGACCUGGGGACAUAAAGAUAAAUGGACUGAAAGCAACACAAAACAUGAUUGUUUUAUUUUUCUACAAACAAAAAUAUAUGCUGUAAGAAAACUUUGAAAGAUGCUGAAAUAGGAAAUCUUAAAAAAAUUUAAAUGCCCUUCAUAGGUUUAUAAACAUUUUUCAUAAUUCAUACCUCAGCUGCUGUUCUGCAAAUUGAUGAAUGUGUUCAUAAAUAUAAUAUGAAGUUCUGGACCCUGAUUUAAACUUGCACUUCUCUUUUCUAUAAUCUUUGUUAUUAGAAAAUCUGUUCUUAUUAACUGCAUCCCAAAAAGGGAAAAGAUCAUGAUUGCAGAUUUAGAUUGAUUUGGGGCAUUUAAAGGAACUUGGAUGAAUUCACAUAGAUGCAGUGGAGUUAUGUUAUGUUUUCCUGCUACUACAUACGCAUCUGAAAAUCACAUGUCCAUUGAGGAAAAUCCGAAUCCCAAAGGAAGAAAUGUAUGUAUUUUGUUUCAUAGUGGCACCUGCUGCCUGCAUACCAUAAACCCUGCUGGUUCUCUGUAAACAUUUCUUUUUAAAGUUUGUGUCAAACCAGCAGCUAAUGCUACAGCCGGUAAAAAAUGCAGUUCUCCUAAUGGCCACAUGAGGCUGGCUCCAAAUGCGAGUCAAUCCCAUAGACCCCCAUGUUAAAAUGCCCAACUUUACAGCAGAAAUAAACAUGUUCACAGCCUGGUAUAAAAAACAAUUUUGGUCUCCAUAGCUAAUAUCUACAAUUUCAAGACAUCUGUAUGAAGGGUGAAUUUUCAUAUAACUCACCUGUUUUCAAUCUUAUGGAUUAAAGUUAUGCAUAAUCAAGGAGGUGACAGGUGGAUGUAGUCCAUUGUCAAGUUGCUACCACUGUGACAACCUUGUAGCUGUCCCUAUUUCAUUGUGUUUUCAGUUUAUAAAAGCUAAUUGUAACACGACUAAAAAAAGUCUUGCCCAGUGUUAGGUUGUAUUAACAGACCUUUAAAACCAUUAAAACAAAAUGUACUUACUGGAAAUUGAAUAAAUUAUCACUGUUAACCAUAACCAUAAAUGCACUGUAGUUACUAAGCUAGCAGCUAAUGUUAAGGUUAGCUUCACCCUCUUAUUUAAAUAUGGUCACAUCUGGCUCCCAAAAAACAAACCCAAUAUGACGAUGGCCAAAAUGCCAAAGUUAGUGUGUGUUAGUUUCAUAAUGCCAUUCCUUAGAUGUCUUUUGUGUGUUGACUACCUGUUGAACUGUCAGAUCUCUAUUUGGUAAACUCCUCUGUCCAAGUUUUGUUACAUUUUUGUUAUUAUUUUUCAUUUCUAACAGCAGUGUGAGUUACAGCUGAGGGAAAUGUGACCUGUAAAUAAAACUGCACAAGGUUUCUAAACUCUG
This is a messenger RNA of Epinephelus lanceolatus (giant grouper), 4310 nucleotides long. The record is from RefSeq and is a predicted model, not a curated record. Lineage: Eukaryota; Metazoa; Chordata; Actinopteri; Perciformes; Serranidae.